AUGACACGUGAUGAAAGAGAAGCACUGUCACAACGUAUUUGCAACUUCUAUUGUGAUUCUGCUAAUAAAUCUGUGAAAACUACAUAUGGAAUUACAAUAGAUCGACCGCGAAGUGGUCGCCCGCUCAAAUUAUCUGAUAAAAAGCUGAAACAAAUCGUUAAAUCUGUGAACAAUCGAACUGGUGUAAGUCAACGUGAACUAGCAAAAGAUUCUCAUGUACACCAUUCAACGAUUUCACGUAAUCUUCGAAAAAGAACAUCGAUUCGUAUCAGAAAACGUCGAACGGCUCCGAAAAUGGACAGUCAAGAUCAAGAAAAACGAGCAAAAACAAAUUGUGGAAAACUCUAUCGUAAAUUGUUGCGUGGUUGUGAUCUGAUCUUAGAUGAUGAAAAAUAUUUCAAGUUAGCUGGUGAUAAUGUGAAUAGUAAUCGAUUAUUUUAUUCUACUGAUCCAGUUACAGCACCAACAGAUAUAAAAUUUCGAAAAAAGAAAAAAUUUGAGCCGAAGCUUAUGGUAUGGAUGGCCAUGUCAUCCAAGGGUGUUUCCAACAUAGGAAAUAUUGGAAAAAUGCCAAGACGACGGUUAUGCCAACAUCCAACACUACAUACUGUUUCUUCUUAUGUAGCAACAGGUUCUCGGCGGGUCUCUUCUCGUCUUCUCAAUUUUAUACGGACUCGUUAUGAUUUGGAACAAUUAAAUAUUCGUUGGUUGUGCUCGAAGUGUCAAUGGGUGGAAACAAAGGUGAUGAAAGAACAGGAUGAAACUGUUGAGAAGUAUGACAUGGAUACUGGUGGUGACGAAUUAAGUGGAAAUAGUUCGACGGAUCAUCAAGAAGAUGAUGAUGAUGCAGAAGAUGAAGAUAAUGAAGAAGGUGAUAGUAAUGAAGAAGAUGAAGAUAAUGAAGAAGAUGAGGAUAAUGAAGAAGUGGAUGAUGAAUGCGAUCGACAAGCUGAAGAUGAUGAUCACGAAGAAAUAAGUGAUGAAAGUGAUCAGCAAGGUUAUGAUGAUGAAAAACAAAGUGAAGAUGAUAUGCUUCUUGAAGUUAGUUAUCUCGAAGAACAAGCGAUGGAACAGUUAUCUGCGGUUUUUAAAUUACUAAAAAUGGAUCCUAUCCAUGAUAAUCAAGUUUAUACAUAUCUUCAUGGCUUAUGUGAUAUACUAGAAGGAAAAUCUGGAAACGAACAUAACCCAAAUCCACAUGAGCUUCUUGUUGAAGAAUCGAAUGAUCUUUUGACAGGUUUAAAAAAUUUAUUCAACGAAAGCUAUGCUUCCGAGCAAGUUCGUUUGUUAACCAUUGCACCUAAGGCAUGGGGUCGAGAAAAAAUUCGUAAAUGGUUUGGAUCAUCUGAACAUCAGGCUCGUGAAUCACUUACCCUCCGACAGAACGAAGGUAUUCUGGCUGUCCCGCAAUAUUUCAAAGGCAAUACUCCAAUUUCGAAUGAUACGAUUACUACUAUAGUCAACUUCUACCGAGAAGAUGGUACUAGUCGUAUGUCAUCAAAUUCCAAAAAUACAAUUCAAAUUAAUCAAAACACAGUACCUAUUCGUUAUAUGGAAAUGAGCAUCUUAGAUGCUUUUCGAAUAUUUGACGAGCGCUUUCCUGGUUUGGUCGGUCGUACAACAUUUUAUUCAUCACGACCUCGGGAUAUAAAGAUUUUAUCGCCGCAUGACACAUGUAUGUGUAUCAUACAUGAAAACAUGAAUCUUUUGAUCAAGGUAUGUAUUCAUUUACAAACUUCAGCGUAUCAUUAA
This is a messenger RNA of Rotaria sp. Silwood1, 1752 nucleotides long. NCBI's taxonomy places the organism in Eukaryota, Metazoa, Rotifera, Eurotatoria, Philodinida, Philodinidae. The record is from the annotation of a GenBank genome assembly.